This is a messenger RNA of Actinia tenebrosa (Australian red waratah sea anemone), 2149 nucleotides long. RefSeq lists its product as uncharacterized. NCBI's taxonomy places the organism in Eukaryota, Metazoa, Cnidaria, Anthozoa, Actiniaria, Actiniidae. Gene Ontology annotation, molecular function: G protein-coupled receptor activity. Gene Ontology annotation, cellular component: plasma membrane. The record is from RefSeq and is a predicted model, not a curated record. Gene Ontology annotation, biological process: G protein-coupled receptor signaling pathway.
UUGGGGCCCACUUUUCGGAAUUUUUAUCUUGGAAUCGAAGUGAUUAAUCAGACGAACAAACUGACUAACAAGCGGAAGUAUCAUUACAUUUUAGCUAUUACCAUAUCGUAGGCCUGUGGCUUAGAUUACAGCACGUUCUUCCCUAACCAGCAAAGAGAAUUAACCAUCUUUCAGUUUGCGCUAGUUCUCUUGGAAUUCCACCAAAAUAGAGCCUCAAAGACGGGCAAAGGGUUUUUAGUCAGCGAUAGGACAACCRCCCCGUGUUGGCGUCAUAACUCAUUAAGUCAAAAAUUGAAGGUUAAGAAAACCAGGCAACAUGGCAGAUAUACUAGGGAAUAAUAGCAUCGAUGGAUUAACGAAUUCACUGAAUUGGAGUUCAAUAACGUCAAGKAAACCUACUACAUCCGUCAACGAUGCUGCUCUUAUUGCUAUCUACGUAGAAGUGGAAUUUUCCUCUGCAUUUAUUUUGGUCAUUCUUUCGCCAAUAACUGUCUUCACGAAUGGGAUUUUUCUUUUGGCUUUGUAUCGAGACUCCCUAAAAUGCUUCAGAAAGAGUGCCUCGACGUUUUUCGUGGCUGGAUUAUCAUUAGCUGACUUUAUUACAGGAUUACUAGUCGAGCCAGCAUUUGUUAUCCAUUACUUUUUGCGCUAUUUAAAUUUUGGUCCAGAUGUUCUUCAARUUACAAAGCUGAUCUAUAAUAUCGGUGGAACUCUUUCUACUAUAGCUAUCAGUACAUCAUUCGUUAUUGUGUUAGCGAUGUCUUUAUCUCAGUAUAUUGCUAUUCGUUAUCCACAUCAGUACAAGACGAUUGUUACUUCAAAAAGAGUGAUUCGACUGGUUGGGAUAAGCGGUUUGUAUUUUCUGGGGUUCAGUAUGCUGCAAUUCACUGGCAUCAGUCGGAAAAGAUUUCUUCUUUUAGAUGUUAUUCUACACCCRACUUUGAUAUCGUUUUUACUCAUUGUUGUUCUUAUUUUAAUGAGAAAAGCUUUCCAAAAACACGUCUCCAAACCCGCGAGGAACAGAACUUCUCAAAUCUCAAGACAAACCAGAGGCUCCCGGAAUGAGGGUACUAAUCGUUUGGAGGUGACUUCAUCGCUGACUAUCCGUCCAGUUUCUGCAAGUUCUUCAAGAAUUCAAGUCAAUUCAACUCAAAGAAGCUCUAUGUUGUCUCAGUUAUCAGGACAAGAUGAAAUAAGCUGCAAGCGUCCACUACAUCACAAUAACAAUACGUCUGUGGACGUACGAUUAACUCCAGUUGAAACAGCUAACCUUGAUGCAACUAAUCCGUGCAACGGGGAUAACUACAGCACAACCUACCAUCAUGAUAUUGAACCGAUUAACRCGAUAAUCCAAGAAAGGAAUGGCAAAGAAGAUUCAGUGAUAGACACAGAUAAUAACGCAAAUGGAUUGAAUAAAUUUGAUCAAGACAUAGGAGAAGGCGAUAAAGAAAAUGAUGCACACAACUCAGCUCCACGGCAGUGCCUCUCAUUGCGAUUGAAAACACUAAGACACUCGUUUUAUCAUAAAGCAAGUAGAAAGAAACCUCCCGUGGAAAGGCAAUUUGCAAUAAUGAGUUUUUAUUUGGCAGCGAUAUUAUUAGUGUCUUCUAUUUCGCACACUGUCGUUUUUUAUGUUUUUCUUCUCAAAACACCAGAGAGUGUUCGAGAGGAUGUUUAUGUAAAUAUUGCUUUAAGAGUUACWGAUCUGAUGUUGUUUUUAAAGGUUUCUCUUGAUGCGUUUAUAUACGCAUGGCGUUUGCCUGCCUACAGGAGAUCUCUCGURAAAACUAUUUCUUGUGGGAGAAUACAACUAGCAGAUGACGUUUGAAUUGCUCAUAUCUAACGCCCGUGUGUUUUGUCAUGGGUGAUCAACACGAUGUCAGUAAUGUUCUUUAAUGAUUCUGAUGAACAACAAUUAAUAUAAACAGGCCUUAAAAUCUUCACGAUUACCAACAAUAGCAGCAAUCAAAGUUGUGAUUUCAAUUUUAUUUUUAAGCCUAUAAUGAACUUCUUGAUGAUUGAGUAUGGGACUAGCARGUGGUGCUACUGAUCACACCUUCUAAAGUAUAACUAUAGUCACAAGGGAAUACAAAUUAAACAUAGUUCAAAAAGAAAUUGAAUUAAAACAAAACGAAAAAGGGRUUCGUGU